CUUAUAUUCAAAAGUGUGUGUAACCGUGUCGACACCCAGGUCUCACUGCACAAUGUAAGAGACUAUGUGAAAGAACAACCUAAUUUAUGUUGCUUUGUGUCUUUGGUGUUGUCUUUUCUCAAGCCAUGGCUUUGUACCCAGCAGCAUUGUGAGGGACAGUGUGACAGUGUGACAGUGACACUCCCAUUGGCUGAUCCCUGUUUCACUCAACUCGUGAAAAAACAGGUUUGAGGAAGGAGGGAACUUCUACCCCACACACACAGUUGACUUCUGCUUUCGGCUCUGCAACAGGUGGACAGACUUACUCUCUCGGGCGCACAACGCUCGCCGCCCGUGACCUUAAACGCACUGAAGAUGUGUCCUCAUUCUCACCUGCGCAUACACGACUCACCAAAGUCAACAAGGACGACAUGCUGAGUCGGAAAGGAAUUUUUUUUUUUUUACUUAUUUGUAUUGUAUUUGUUUAUUCCACUUAACGCGAACUGAAAACAAGCAGGCAUGACUCAUUCAGUACGUGACUUUAGCGUCCUCAGUCGACCCUGUUCUCUGGUGGUAUUCCUCAGCGCUGUUCAUCUCCUGGUGGCCCUGUAUUAUGUCCUUUACUCUCCUGAGACGCUCUCAUUCCUGCCUUAUUUCAAAGAGGCCUUCUCAAACACCGGCCUGCCAACCAAUCGGAGUCGGAAUGAUGGGAUGUUUGUAACGUCCGCGCAGAGCAAGGAGCCGAGCCCAGACGAAACGACCUCGCUUCCGUCUGCGGCGCCGCAGAGCUGUCCGGAAACACCUCCGCGGUUGGUGGGCCCUCACCAUGUAGAGUUCAGUAACCCAGUAAGUUUAGAGUUGGUGCGGAAAGAGAACCCAGAGAUCCAGGAAGGGGGUCGCUGGCGGCCCAAAGACUGCACUGCAAGGCAGAAGGUGGCUAUAAUCAUCCCCUACAGACACCGCAAGACCCACCUCAAGUACUGGCUCUACUACCUCCACCCCAUUCUCCAGAGGCAGCAGCUGGACUAUGGUGUCUAUGUCGUCAAUCAGUAUGGAGAAACGACCUUCAACCGGGCCAAGCUGAUGAAUGUGGGCUUCACCGAGGCCCUGAAACAGUACGACUAUGACUGCUUUGUCUUCAGCGACGUGGACAUUGUCCCAGCGGACGACCGGAACUUAUACAAGUGCUACAAUCAGCCCAGGCAUCUCUCUGUGGCUCUGGACAAGUUUGGCUUUCGGUUGCCGUACGAGAGGAUCUUCGGAGGAGCGUCAGCCAUGAACAAGGAGCAGUUCACGAAGAUCAACGGAUAUCCCAACAAUUACUGGGGCUGGGGAGGGGAAGAUGACGACGUCUCAAACCGUCUGUCCAUCAGAGGUUUGUCCAUCUCCAGGCCUGACUCCAUCAUAGGGAGGUGUCGCAUGAUCACACACACCGAGGACACCAACAACGCACCCAACCCAAAAAGGUUUGAUCAGAUAAAACACACUAGAGAAACCAUUGACCGGGACGGUCUCAGCUCCCUGCAGUACCGACUCGUGAGCGUAGAGAAAUGUCCGCUCUACACCAACGUCACAGUGGACGUCGGUACGCCGUGA
Messenger RNA from Clupea harengus (Atlantic herring), 1575 nucleotides. Its product is annotated as beta-1,4-galactosyltransferase 1-like. Gene Ontology annotation, biological process: carbohydrate metabolic process; protein N-linked glycosylation. The record is from RefSeq and is a predicted model, not a curated record. NCBI's taxonomy places the organism in Eukaryota, Metazoa, Chordata, Actinopteri, Clupeiformes, Clupeidae. Gene Ontology annotation, cellular component: Golgi apparatus. Gene Ontology annotation, molecular function: cytoskeletal protein binding; beta-N-acetylglucosaminylglycopeptide beta-1,4-galactosyltransferase activity.